Molecule: messenger RNA, 157 nt
Organism: Funneliformis caledonium
Lineage: Eukaryota; Fungi; Glomeromycota; Glomeromycetes; Glomerales; Glomeraceae
Source: the annotation of a GenBank genome assembly
UGGUAGGUUAUACAAUCAUAAUUAUUUAAAGAAAAGGUCUGAAGCGGGGACCUCUGUACCAUCCUCUAAAGUGUUGAUGGCAUCAGAUAGGUUAAGUUUGGGAUCAAGACUAUGUGGGCAGGAUGAGUAUUAUCUAAAACCAUAUGCUGGAUACUAG